UCGAUUCCGUGUCAUGCAAAAAGUCGGUGGCAGAGCUGGCAGCUACGAAAUGGCCUUGCAGUGUCCCGUGUGUGGCGUCCCCAUCGCUCCAGAUCUCAUCAACAACCACCUCGACAGCUGCCUUGCGCUCCCUCCCGAAGACAACGACGAUGACGCCAAUGUUGACGAUCUACCACCAACACCACCAACACCACAGUCUACACCAUCCUCGUCACUGACCCCACAGUCCAAAAGACUUCGAACGGUGAGUCCUCGCCCCGGGUCCUGGACCUCACCCUCCUCUCAGUUGAGAGCUACCGGGGGCGAUGCUGGUGCUGGUGGUGCUGGUGCUGGUCCCGUGGCCUCAUUUCCACUCUUCAGUCAGAAGCAAAGAUCUCAGGAGACGCUGGGACGUGGUGGUCGGAGCAGCGGUGGUGCGACCCGGGCAGGGCACGCGGUGGGGUCGGCUGCGUUUGGGACGACGAAGCCGGCCAGGGCUUCUGUGAUGCGUUCGUCAUCGGCAGCAGCAUUCGCUGCGAUAACAUCAUCAGGAUCAGCAGCAGCAAAUGUUAAAACACUAGCAUCGCCAUCACUGCAAUCGGAUAUUAUUAAUCCGUCAGGACAUGCGUUUGCUUCAUCGCCACCGUCAUCACCACCAACACCAUCACCGUCAAAGUUCAACCCACGACCACCGGCGUCACCCUCGUGGUUCGCGAAGCCUGCAGCCUCGUUAACCGCGGGCUCCACGACCCCCAAAUCCACCCGACUCGACUGCCGACCUCUGGCGGAGAGGAUGCGACCCGACACGCUGGAGGAUCUGGUCGGGCAGGCCGAGGCGAUCGGAGAGAAGACGCUCAUGCGGACCCUGCUGGAGGCCAACGACGUCCCCUCCAUCAUCCUGUGGGGUCCGCCCGGCUGCGGCAAGACGUCACUGGCGCACGUCAUCGCGGCCUCUUCGCGCAGGAGCGGCCGCACGCGCUUCGUGACGCUGUCGGCCACCAACGCCUCCACGGCGGACGUGCGGGAAGCCAUCCGGCAGGCGCAGAACGACUUGCGGCUUGCGCAGAGACGGACCAUCCUCUUCAUCGACGAGAUCCACCGCUUCAACAAGAGCCAGCAGGACACGUUCCUGCCGCAUGUGGAGAGCGGUGUCAUCACCCUGUUGGGCGCCACCACGGAGAACCCGUCCUUCCAGGUGAACGCGGCGCUGCUCAGCCGCUGCCGCGUGGUCGUGCUGCGCAAGCUCUCGCCCGAGCACCUGCGGCAUAUCUUGAUUCGUGCGCUGCCUCAACUUGGGGCCAGUAUCCUGCACGGGCAGCAGCAGCAACAGCAGCAGCAGCUCGCGGACGUGGGGCAGCCCGGUCUUCCCAACGGCGCCCAGCCGGUGGCCGUGAUGGUGGAGGAGAAGGCGCUGGACACUAUCUCCUUGCUGGUGGACGGUGACGCUCGUGCGGCGCUCAACGGCCUGCAGAUGGCCGUGCAGGCGGUGCUGGCAUCGUCGGCGGCAGUGUCGUCGUCGCAGGGGGACACUGCAGGAGGCCCCCUUCCGAUCGUCACGGAGGCCCACAUCAAGGAAGGCCUACAGCGCUCGCACCUGCUCUACGACCGAGCUGGGGAGGAGCACUACAACUGCGUCUCGGCGCUGCACAAGUCACUGCGCGGAUCGGACGCCAGUGCCGGCCUCUACUGGCUGGCGCGCAUGCUGGAGGGCGGCGAGGACCCGCUGUACGUGGCCAGGAGGCUUGUGCGUUUCGCCAGCGAGGACGUGGGUCUGGCCGACCCACUUGCACUCCCCCAGGCAGUCGCUGCCUACCAGUCCUGCCACUUCAUCGGGAUGCCCGAGUGUGAGGUGAUCCUCGCGCAGUGCGCCACGUACCUGGCCCGCGCUCCCAAAUCGGUGGAGGUGUACGCGGCCUACAACCGGGCCAAGACAAGCGUGCGGUGCCAUCGUGGCCCGCUACCGUCGGUCCCUCUGCACCUGCGCAACGCCCCCACGGGGCUCAUGCGCAACCUGGGUUACGGGCGCGGGUACAAGUACAACCCGGCCUUCGACGCGCCCGUUCAGCAGGAGUACUUGCCAGAAGAGCUGCGAGGCACCGACUUUUUCAAGCCUGCCUGAGCACGGCGACGAUCUAAAAACAAUCUGAAAGCCGUCGCUGCAGCGGCGGUGGCAGUGUAGGGUUGUUUCCGCUUCGAUUGCUCGGCCAGAGGUGUGAAAGUGCUGCCCCCACUCCCCCCCCUACUAUGUGGGGGUGGGGAGUGAAGGGAUCUCGGAGGUACCUCGGUGGUGUCUGCUUCUGUGGGCCGUUCGUGCACUGCUCUGCGAGAGCUCUACAUGGGUUACUUCGUCUCGUGACGUGAUGCCAAUAGCGCAAUCGGGAUAAAAUUGACGAGAAGCAUGCAAAGUGAGUCACGAUCGUGAAUAUGUAGCACCUUUUUGGAAAUGGUUCCGUUAAGAAUUUGGUGGACAGUUCCUUUUUGUAAACGUACGAAUUAGGCCCCAAUGUAUGUUGGGGCAAGGGGUGUUACGCUGAGGCUUUCAAACUAAGAAUUUAUGUGAAAUAUUAAUACUGAUUUGCCUUAUAGGAACGUAAUGGUUCGCCCCCUCACGAUUAAACAAGGUGUCACAAUUCAUGGUUCCCAACUCAUCUGUCGGCUAAAGAAAUAAAAGCAUCUCUUUUUCCGACUAUGGUGGAUUUAGGAUAUAUAUCAACCACAGGGUGCAUAAUAUCACCGAUGAUAUAGCCUCCGCUGGAUGAAGGUUUUCUCAGGUCGACAUCUCUUGUGUUCUCACGCAAUGCAACAAUCCAUCCAGCACCGGCGCUUGCCCUGAUUCCAUCACUCCCAUCUCCGUGGGGGACUUCGCUUGGGUGUUGCUCACUUCUUUGGCUGCCAUUCCAUUCUCGGUCUCGACCAUCGGCCAUCAUCCCUUACAGCAGCAUGUCCUGUCCAAGCUCACAUUUCUUCACUAUGUAUUCUUUCUAAUAUUUGUUUCCUGAUUCACGCGCUCCUUUUUCUGUCUUCCAGUGUAAUUCCACGCACAUGUCUUCCUACACUGCAUUGCGCACUUCUCAGCUGUUCUCUUUUAUUCGCCAAUGUCCAUGUUUUUUUGGAUCCACACCUCCGAUUAGCACGAUAGGCUACGUACGGUGCAAAAGAAGUUCAACAUACAUGCAUGUUUUACUAUAAAACAGUUUUGCUGGCUGGCAGGAGGGAGGGACGGACGGACUCACUGUCUCAUUCAUUCGUCGUGUGUGUAAAUUACAAAGUAUUCAAUAACACUUUGUGUGUGGCCUUUAAAGGAAAAAUAUUUAAAAAGCAACGUUUCGGGCAAUAGCCCUUCACAGCACAUAAAUAGAGAGGCCAGAAAAGAAACAUGACAAUGAUAACGUCCGCUAUUGAUUCAAUUUGGCACUAAUUGGUAGUCGGCGAUUUUCUGCUCAAUACAUCACUCAGAAGGUGGCUUAUCAGCUGAAUAAUACAUCCCUGACCCAGUGAUAGAAAUUUCACAUUUCUAUGGAAGAGGUGAGUCUUAAGUGCAUUACACAACCACUGGUUACUUACCCACAAUUAACCACUUUGUUGAACUUUGGGGGAUGAUGUACUAAGUCAACCCUCACAACCAGGAUGAUAACUUGCAGUAUUUCUCUUGCGAGCCACUCUGCCACUAAGCCACCUGGCAAGACUACGAAUUGCAAAAUGAUAUUUUAAAAAAUACGUAAUUAAAUAUUAUAUACACGUUAUACAAUGUCUGCUGGGCUAUGGACAUUAGUUUAAAGCUUCCUUAAUGACAGAGCAAGAUGUUAACGUUGGUCAAGUGUGUUUUUAUGGCACUUGUGAUGUCGCUGGGACGAUUCCGAUUCGAGUAAUGUCCCCUCUACGAAUUACUCAUUACACCGCAAUCAUCGCCCUCGACUUGCAGACGUAAUACCUGCUUGCAGGCCAGAUGCCAAACACAUUGCGCCACACAGGUGACAACUGCCACUCAACGGGACAUUUCAUUAAACAUUUUUUUAGAUGUUAUGUAAGUUGCCUCAUUGCAUUGAAAAUACCGAGAUGUCCCGGUGUAAAGGGCGUUUCAAUAACAAUUACUCCGGAACCCAAGGGCUGGUGAUAUGAAGGCUGUAGGCAGAGGUUACGUGAUGGAGCAGUAAUUGUUUUGCUUCAUUGUAGUAUACAACUGCAGAUUUGCACUUUGUUCAAAUGUAGCAGCAAUUAUAUUUAAGCUUGAGAAUGCCAAAUAUUUUCCAUUUUCACAUUUCUUUUGAUACAUUUCAUCCCCAAAAAGUGUUAAGUUAUGAAUGUCUAUAACUUGUAUAUUUAAUGAAUUUAAAAAUGUUACUGUGUUGGUCCAUUUUUUCUAAACGUGUUUAUGUUUCAUUUGACGCGUGACAUUUCAACGGAGCAAAAAACACGAUAAUUAUUGGUCGUUGAUUGGGGUCAUUAAUCGCACGAGCAUUACCAACUUUUUAAAAUAUGUACACUUGGCAGUAAAACUGUAUUUUUGUAUAUAUAUCCUAUGCAUUCCUUGUAAAUUAUAUACCAAUAAAAACAACUUUCCCAUUUUCGAUGACAUGUUAUUGUACUCGAGCAGUGUUGAGUGCAUCAAAACAAGAUAUAUAAUGCUUUCCAUCUUUGUUGCAAGGGAUAGCUGAUUUUCUUUAAAUUUUCUACCAUAAGACAAUCCAAAUUUGUUUGAUCGAAAGCAUUUUUUA
Messenger RNA from Lethenteron reissneri (Far Eastern brook lamprey), 4694 nucleotides. RefSeq names its product WRN helicase interacting protein 1 (gene WRNIP1). The record is from RefSeq and is a predicted model, not a curated record. Lineage: Eukaryota; Metazoa; Chordata; Hyperoartia; Petromyzontiformes; Petromyzontidae. Gene Ontology annotation, molecular function: single-stranded DNA helicase activity; ATP hydrolysis activity; enzyme activator activity. Gene Ontology annotation, biological process: DNA synthesis involved in DNA repair; DNA repair; DNA-templated DNA replication. Gene Ontology annotation, cellular component: nucleus.